This is a messenger RNA of Wasmannia auropunctata (little fire ant), 2072 nucleotides long. RefSeq names its product syntaxin-1A. The transcript has 6 exons. The record is from RefSeq and is a predicted model, not a curated record. Gene Ontology annotation, biological process: intracellular protein transport; exocytosis; synaptic vesicle fusion to presynaptic active zone membrane. The annotation marks the transcript as partial. Gene Ontology annotation, cellular component: endomembrane system; presynaptic active zone membrane; SNARE complex. Lineage: Eukaryota; Metazoa; Arthropoda; Insecta; Hymenoptera; Formicidae. Gene Ontology annotation, molecular function: SNAP receptor activity; SNARE binding.
AAGUGAAACUGGAACUUGAAGAUCUGAUGUCUGACAUCAAGAAAACCGCUAACAAAGUGAGGGCUAAAUUAAAGGUGAUAGAGCAGAACAUCGAGCAAGAGGAACAUACGAACAAAUCGUCAGCGGAUCUGAGGAUACGCAAAACCCAACACUCGACGUUGUCCAGGAAGUUUGUCGAGGUGAUGACGGAGUACAAUCGGACACAGACCGAUUACAGGGAGCGGUGUAAGGGGAGAAUACAACGACAGCUCGAGAUCACGGGGAGAACGACUACCAAUGAGGAACUCGAGGAGAUGUUGGAACAAGGAAAUCCAGCCGUCUUCACGCAAGGGAUCAUCAUGGAAACGCAACAAGCAAAACAGACCCUUGCGGACAUCGAGGCGCGUCACGCUGACAUCAUUAAACUCGAAAACUCCAUCAGGGAGCUGCACGACAUGUUCAUGGACAUGGCCAUGUUGGUGGAGAGUCAGGGCGAGAUGAUAGAUCGCAUAGAGUACCACGUGGAACACGCGGUGGACUACGUGCAGACAGCCACGCAGGACACCAAAAAAGCACUCAAGUAUCAAAGCAAAGCCCGACGGAAAUUGAUCCUGAUAUCGAUCUGCGUGACGAUAGCUGUCAUCAUUCUGAUUAUCAUUCUGGUAGUUAGCUUAAGUAAUAAUAAAUAGUUUAAGCGCGCGCGCGAGAGAAAAAAAAACAAACACAUUCGCAGAGCAAGUUUGACACGGAGCAAAAGCAAAAACAAAAACAAACGAAAAAAAAACUAGAACAAAUCGGGGACGGGAUAGAAUUUUGAAUUGCCGAAAUAUACCCGUUAUCCCUCAUUCUCGUUCCCCCCUCCCCCCCCCUCCCCCGAUGACGAACCAGGAUCGUAACGGAGAUUGGCGCAGAUCGCGUCGAUCUUGAAUAUAUUCGCCGGCCGAGAGUUUGGACGCGCCGCGACACGCGUCGCUCCGGAUAUCUCGCGGAUAUCCCCGAUAUCCCGCACAAGACCGUUACGUUUAUUUAUUAUUGAUUCUUAAUAAAUUUUAUGUGUUUAUAUGUUUAUUUAUCAGUCAGUCAGUAAAGAGUUGUUCUUUUUCUUUUUGUUGUUGCAUUCUCACGAUCAUUCUAACCGAUUAACUGUAAUUAUGUAUACCGAAUGUGAUCCGUUCGCAUCGUGCGGACGUAAGUAACUUCCCGAGGAACGCCUCGUGUAGACAUUGCGAACGUCGUAACGUCUGUGCAGUUACGAAGCUAGGAACGGUGGUGAACACGUGCGUUGCGAGUCUCGGUUACACGAAGCCUUUAUUAUCGCUUUUAUUAACGGAGAUUGGCAACGAAGUUUCUCGUAUUGCGCCUCGAUACGCGUCGAAAAGUGCGCAAAGUUGCGAUGUUAAUUUUUUUAUUAGAUUCUUUCGAGAUGAUAUUGUCUUUCUCACUCGGGGAAGAAAUCAGUACGACAGUUUGUGUAAAUUUACGGAGCUGCGACUUCUUGAAAUUUUCAAAAGGAUAUGAUGCUUGUGCGAAUUAAGCACUUGUAUUCGUUUAAAAUGCUGUCGCGUGCAUUGCGCGAGCUUGCGUUAAAUCGUAGAAAUGGUGGUGAGAAACGCCGAGAAAAAUUAUCGAGGCCCCGGUGUUUUCUUUGAAACUUGAAUGGGGAUCGAUAUGCCAUCUAAUAGCUUUUCCUCGCAUUCGGGCGCACUUUCGCACACUGCCUUUUGUUAUUUUCUUUUUUUACUUUUAUUAUUUGUGCCACUUCACACACCGUUCUUAGUCCAAAUUUUCCGACGUGAGCGAGAAUAUAAUGAAGACGGCGAUUGCACAAUCGAGAAUCACGCGCGACGUACGAGAUCAAAUAUAUUCGAUGCGCCCUUUUCCAAUUUGUCUUCAGGCGAAGCUCGAUCGCCAUUGAUUUGACGAGAGACCCUCGGUUAUUCAUAUACGAAGUGCUGCGACAGCAAGCUGAAUUAUUUGCGUGAUUGUUUAUUUUCAUUUCCCUUUCUAUGUAUAUUUAUCAUUAACGAAUAUUGAUAAUCGAUCUCGUCUAUCACGUCACUGGAGAAUAAAAAUUGUCAACAAUAUAUAAACCA